Vitis riparia (riverbank grape) is the source of this 628-nucleotide messenger RNA. Its product is annotated as 60S ribosomal protein L27. Gene Ontology annotation, biological process: translation. NCBI's taxonomy places the organism in Eukaryota, Viridiplantae, Streptophyta, Magnoliopsida, Vitales, Vitaceae. Gene Ontology annotation, molecular function: structural constituent of ribosome. The record is from RefSeq and is a predicted model, not a curated record. Gene Ontology annotation, cellular component: ribosome; cytosolic large ribosomal subunit. Bases 66 to 473 code for a protein of 135 amino acids. The transcript has a single exon.
AAACCCUAGUAAAGGAGGAGCGGCAGCGGAGAGAAUAUCCAGGCGCCACCAAAAAUCCCACAGAAAUGGUGAAGUUCCUCAAACCCAAUAAGGCCGUAGUCCUCCUCCAGGGCCGCUUCGCCGGCCGUAAGGCCGUGAUCGUGCGCUCAUUCGACGAUGGUACACGUGACCGCCCCUAUGGCCACUGCCUCGUUGCCGGCAUCGCCAAGUACCCAAAGAAGGUGAUCCGCAAGGACUCGGCCAAGAAGACCGCGAAGAAGUCGAGAGUCAAGGCCUUCAUCAAGCUUGUCAACUACAACCACAUCAUGCCCACUCGCUAUACUCUCGAUGUAGACCUCAAGGACGUUGUCUCUCCCGAUGUGCUGCAGUCAAGGGAUAAGAAGGUGACGGCUGCCAAGGAGACUAAGAAGAAGCUCGAGGAGCGGUUCAAGACUGGCAAGAACAGGUGGUUCUUUUCCAAGCUCAGGUUCUAAGUUGUUUAUUGUUUUUCUGAAAAAGAUAGAGAUUUUGAUUGUAUUUCGAGUUGAGAGGGUUUUUUGGGGAUUUAUUUGAUGGAUCUUGUUGAUGAAUUCAUCUGGGAUUUGAAGAUUUUGAUUAUUACUUGAAAUGCAUUUUUGUGUUUUAUAUA